Messenger RNA from Oreochromis aureus, 1257 nucleotides. It is a transcript of the gene exosc5, whose product is annotated as exosome component 5. Gene Ontology annotation, cellular component: nuclear exosome (RNase complex); cytoplasmic exosome (RNase complex); nucleolus. The coding region runs from base 39 to 698 and encodes 219 amino acids. Gene Ontology annotation, biological process: U4 snRNA 3'-end processing; nuclear mRNA surveillance; poly(A)-dependent snoRNA 3'-end processing. The record is from RefSeq and is a predicted model, not a curated record. NCBI's taxonomy places the organism in Eukaryota, Metazoa, Chordata, Actinopteri, Cichliformes, Cichlidae. The transcript is spliced from 6 exons.
UGACGCCAUCCGCCUGCGACAAAUCUGCUUUCUCCACGAUGGAGGUCUGCGGCUCCCUGACUGUUUCUUUGAGAGAGUUUGGUUGUGAACAGAGCUUGCUGUCUCGACCUGAUGGCUCUGCUUCCUUCGUCCAAGGAGACACGAGUGUGAUGGCUGGAGUGUACGGACCAGCUGAGGUCAAAGUCAGCAAGGAGAUCUAUGACCGGGCGACCCUGGAGGUGUUGGUACAGCCCAAAGUGGGGUUGCCAAGUGUAAGGGAACGAUCGCAAGAGCAGUGUGUGCGAGAAACCUGUGAGGCUUCUCUGCUCCUGACGCUCCAUCCACGCUCCUCGCUCACUCUCAUUCUUCAGGUCCUGCAUGAUGAUGGUUCACUGCUGUCUUGCUGUUUGAAUGCUGCAUGUAUGGCUCUUAUGGAUGCAGGAUUGCCCAUGAGUUGCCUCUUCUGUGGAGUGACUUGUGCCAUCAGCACAGAUGGGCAAAUCAUCACAGAUCCCACUGCAGCUCAGGAAAAGGAAAGUCGAGCUUUGAUGACUUUUGCGAUCGACAGCGCAAAACACAGCGUUUUGAUGUCGUCGACCAAAGGAUCGUUUUCAGUGCACGAGCUGCAGCAGUGCAUAGCAGUCAGUCAGAAAGCAUCAGAGAAGAUCUUCCAGUUCUACAGAGACUCUGUCAAGCGGCGAUACUCCAAAAGCCGAUGAGAAACAUGGAGCUUUCUUUUGCCUAGUCUUUUUUUAUUUUUAUUUUAACAAUGCAUGCAAACACUGAUGUUGUAAUAAAAUAUUUAGAAACCCCUGUGGGCUACAAUUUCUUCACUUCAGUUGUAGUCAGCUGUGCUUUAUGGUGGGAAGGCUUAUAUGAGCACAUUUGUGAGAGAUCAGAAAUGAAAGGAGGAAAGAUGAAUGUCAAACAAGUGCAUUUAUUGGGAUUUGCUGAUUUUCUUUCACUUUAAUAUAUACAUUUAAUACAAGAAUGUGACCUGGGGAAAAGAAAAACCCUGAAUAUUUCUUGUAGUAAUAAAUCCAUUUGCUGCAACCUUUGAACUUCAUCGACUCGCACGACUUGUUAACUGUGUCGGCUUACUAUCCCUACGAGUGACGCAAAGCGAGUCAAACCUGAGCAGAGCCUGUCGCAUGACAGCCUCAUCGUUCGGAGCAAUCCACGUUAAAUGCCUCCAUAUAAAUCAAUAAUUGAUGUAACUCAGCUGUAACAACAAGUUGUGGUUUGUUUUUUCUUCUAUUAAAAUGAGGGUACAGUGGA